This is a messenger RNA of Iphiclides podalirius (scarce swallowtail), 1830 nucleotides long. The record is from the annotation of a GenBank genome assembly. NCBI's taxonomy places the organism in Eukaryota, Metazoa, Arthropoda, Insecta, Lepidoptera, Papilionidae.
AUGGAUUUUUCCGAUGGCAGUGCCGUGGACAGAGCGAGCGCGAGCAGACGGACAGAGGCGCCAAGACCAGUGUCGAGAAGAGGCUAUCGAGAAUACACGAACAGUGGUUCAGCUAUUUCCAGAAGCGGCAAUAUGAGGCCUACAUCGGCUUAUAGAGGGCACACGGCGUCUAGACUAUCCACAGCUGCGUUCGGACCGCCUCCAACGACGGCUGGCCGCCAACCAACAGCCAUGACCGGAUUUUCUAUGAUCGACAGGCCGAUAACUCAACAAGGCAUUUCGGGCCUGCGCACUGGAACUGCUAGGGGAUUUCGCACGAGGCAGCUGCAAGAUAAACGCUACUGGGAGGAACUAAUGCAGGUGAAGGUGCGCGAGAUGAAAGCGGAGAUUGCUCGCCUGAGCGAACAAGUCGAAUCCGGCGAGAGAGAGAAGUCCGCGAAGAAACACUACGAGAAGAGAGUAAGGGAGCUUGCGCAGGAGUUGACUGAUUUACAAGGACGGUUAGCGGAUUACAAUACAGCAAUUCGUAUCGCCAAUGGUGAAGCAUCGAAACAGUCGGUCGAAGAACAAACGAGAGAAUUGGAAGUGAGCAACAAGAAGUUGCAGGAGGAGGUCGAACAGGUGUUCUUGGAAAAGCAGAGGAAGGAGAACCAGCUAAGGCAGCUGAGAGAGCAAAUGGAUAAGGAGCAGUCAUCUAUCUCGCAACUGCUGGCAGAAAUGUCACCGGAGCAGAGGGAACAGUAUAACGAACUUGAGACCGCUGCUGCGGCCUUGAGGGAAGAGGUAGAACAGGCUAGAACACAAAUGGAUCAUCUAAGCAGAGAGAGGGAAGAAUUCAACAGAGAGAUCUCGGUAUCCCAGAUAAAAGUACAUCUAUUGGAAUUACACAAACGAUUGGCCGAAGCCGAAGAGAAGCGCGACAAUCUCAAGGAUGAAAUGAACAAUCGUUUGGAUCCUCAGGAGGAACGAGAGAAACUAUUGCAACAGGUUCGCGAAGAUAAUUCUGCGAUCGCUUCUUUAGAUAGUAACGCUGCGAACUUGAAGGAGCAAAUUAAAAAAGUACAGGAACUGAUAGAACAAGCGGAGCAGGAUCUAGAGGAAGGCAAUUCAGAGCGCCACCAAAAAUACAGAGAACUGAAGAAGAGAGAGGAAACUAUGGACGCCUUUAUGUCCACCUAUGAAGAGAGUCUCACGAAAGAGAAGGAUAAAAUCGAUCAGUUGGAAAAAGAUAUUGUAUUUGCACUGGAGCACAGCAGUUCCAAUAUCGACCUAGAUCUAACUGAAAUUGAUUCGUUGAAACAAAAGGAUGGAUACGUAACUACUUACGACGAGAGCAAGAAAACUGUAGAAACGCUGAUGAAGGACUACGAAAGAUUCCAAGCAAAUUUGAAAAAAGCGGAGGCUACACGCGAACGUUUAGCGACCGAAUUAAAAAUGUUGCCAGAGAAGACGCGAGUGAUGGAGGAAGAACUAGUAACACUUUCUGAUCUCGAAAGACUCAGGGAUGAAGGUGAAGAGCAGAAAAAGGCUUUAGAAAUUGAGUUGCAAGUUUUGAAAGAAAAGCUAACUCCCACCGAAAGUGCAGUAAUAGAGGCGGCUAAUAAACUAAAGAAGAUUCAGGCGGUUUUAGAUGGCAACGAGAUGUACGCAACACUGAACAGUCUAGAAGAUCAAGUAGCUCAACUUGAAAACAGAAAAACUAUAUUGGAAGAAGACAUAGCGUCAAUUACCUUGAAAGCGGACUAUGAACCAAUAAAGAAGCAGGCCUUGGAGGAAUUGGCAGUGCUCAACCAGAAGCUUAUAGAAAACCUUGAUAGUAAAAAAUCCUAU